CCGGACGAAGACCCGAGGUGUGAAGACGACAGCCAAGCGACUGACUCUCUUCUGUCUGUAAAUAUGAAUGUUGAAAGACUUCCCAAUGAGAGAAAAUUGGCCAUAUGCAGGAAAUACUUUAUGGCUGGAUUUGCGCUUUUGCCCUUUAUGUGGGCUGUGAAUGCCAUUUGGUUCCUGAAGGAGGCAUUUUGGGCAACACCUUAUCCUGAGCAGAAGCAGAUUCGAACCUAUGUCAUAGUCUCUGGUAUCGGGGCCAUUGUAUGGCUCGUUGGAUUAAUAUCUUGGGUGAUAAUUUUCCAACAGAACCGCAGCAAGUGGGGGGCAAUGGCUGAUUACCUUUAUUUCAUUAUUCCUAAGGGUAUACCCUAGUCAUAGGACUGUUAUGUCUUCUAAAAUCUAUUUUAUCGGUGUAAGAAAAAUUGUGAUGUUCAUUAAUGUAUUUGUCUUAUACCAUAAUUUUAAAAAUAUUUUAAACCAAGAAUUUCUGUAAAUGGUGAUACAUAUUAUUAAUUACAGUCUAUAUACUUCUCCAUGGCAACAUAUUGUUUGGAUGCUGGGAAAGUUUUAUAGGGCUGAGUUAUUUAGUUAACAUAUGAUUUGAAUUUGUACAUGAAACAAAAGCAUUGCAUUCCCAUUAGUGAACAGAUUUUGUUGUAAUGAUGGCAUUUGGUUAAAUGGAUGCAUGUACAAGGCUAUGUAUUUGCCUUGUCCCAGAAUUACCUUGACUAAUCCAUUUCUGAAUGUUGUAUUUUAAUUUACUGUUGAUUGUCUCCAUUGCACCUGAAAGUCAUGUAACAGAUUUAAUUACUUACCUUCUUCUAAGUAUAUCAUAGCAUAAGGUGAAAUAAGUUAGUGAAAGUGGCUUUAUUAUUUGUAAGUGAAUCUUUAUGUUGUAUAUUUGAUUACGAAGAAGUACUUUUCCUUUUCUUUUUCAUGGUGUGGACAUUGUCAUAAGCAUAUGAUAGUUUUCAUCAUCAUUGCAUUCCUAUUCAUUACAUACAGAAAAAAUGUGUAAUUUUUUGUAAAUCUUUCAUGAAAAGUAAGGGAAAUGAAAGUAAACUUGUCAGGCCAUAUCUUGUAUAUUCCAUGAUUUUAAAUAAAAAUUAAUGCCAAA
This is a messenger RNA of Penaeus indicus, 1114 nucleotides long. Its product is annotated as gamma-secretase subunit pen-2-like. Gene Ontology annotation, biological process: Notch receptor processing. The transcript is spliced from 3 exons. Bases 64 to 369 code for a protein of 101 amino acids. The record is from RefSeq and is a predicted model, not a curated record. NCBI's taxonomy places the organism in Eukaryota, Metazoa, Arthropoda, Malacostraca, Decapoda, Penaeidae. Gene Ontology annotation, cellular component: gamma-secretase complex.